AUGGAAGAAGAAAGCAAAGAUUUGCACGAUGAAUGCUGGGAGAUGAUCUUUGAUCGUCUCCAUCAUAAAAGGGACCAAGAAUCAAUCUCUUUAGUCUGCAAGAGAUUCCUAUCAAUCACCAAUUCCUUACGAGUUAGCAUAAAGUUCUCAGAUUAUACACCAAUCUCAACCAUCUCUAGGCUAAUGCAGCGAUUUUCCAACCUUAAAAAGAUACAGUUCUGUAACUUUAGAGGAGACCUGAAUGAAGCUGUUACUUUGAUUGCACGGUCAGGUUUGGACUUGGAAGAGUUGAUUGCUUUGUCACACGAUCAAUAUAAACGAGCAGUUUGGUAUGAGGAGCUGAGUUCAAACAUGAAGAAUCUGAAAGUACUCAAAUAUUCAGGUGGACGUGGAGAUGUUGAUCUUGCCAGAAUAGCAGACUCGUUUCCUAAUCUUGAAGAACUUUAUAUCGAUCAUGAAGGAGAGUAUACUACUACUGUCACUGAUGAAGGGGUGGAUUACAUGUCAUCCAAGCUCAAAAGAAUACGUAAGAUAGACCUUUCCAACAGAGCAUUUAUAACAGAUAAGUCCCUUGUUUCUCUGUCAAAAAACUGUCCAUUACUCGAGCAUAUUAAAAUUUAUCAGUAUAAUAAAGUGACAGUAGAAGGGAUAUCAUUCCUCGUUAACAAUAGCCAUCAUUUGAAAUUAUUUUACAUAUAUAAAGAUCUUAAUAUUGAUACGUUUGGAGUCAAUGGCUCUUCUAAUUUCCUAGCCAACUUACGAUCUCUAAGGCUCUACGACGUUGACAUAUCGGAUGAGUUUCUCUUUUCUAUAGCAAAAGCACGAAUUUCUUUUACCGACUUGGCUGUAAUAGAUUGCGAAAGCUACACGUUUACUGGGAUCUCAAGGCUCCUGCUGAAAACUUCUCAAUCUCUCAAGUCUUUAGACUUGGGGGGAUUCAUGGGAGUAAAAUUCCUCACAAAUGAGCAUAUAGAGUACUUAUCCUGUUUUCUCCAAAACCUGACAUCAAUUAAGCUCUUUAAUUGUUCCAAUCUAUCUGAUUCAGCUUUUGUUAUGAUCACACAAAGAUGCCCUCGUCUGUGCCAUUUUGCGAUGACUGGUUCAAGCCUCGGAACAGAAGAAUACAAUUAUGAUGGCCUAAUGAAGAACCGUGCAGUAAAGUACUUGAACCUAGCAUUUCAUUAUGACUUUAGCCUUACAGUUCUGAAAAGGCUUCUUACCAUAUUUCCCGAAGUGGAGAAGCUCGACCUAAGUCAUUGUAAAUUCGUACGCCAUGAUAAACUGAAUGUUCCUGAUAUACUAGAGUGCAGCAAGAAGCUUGUGAAACUGGAUAUAGGAGGAUCCCAUGGUAUUAUCGAGGAUUUAACUGCAAAAGACAUGGAGUUGCCAGUGUUAGAGAAGCUGAUUUUGAAGUAUUCAUUUAGAGAUAUUAAUGAUAAAUUGCUUACCAAGUUAGGGAGGGUGUGCCCCAGAUUGAUUCACCUGGAUCUAGAGUUUUGCCUUCUAGUGACAGAAAAAGGAGUAAAGGAAGUGGUGAAAUCGUGUAAACAACUGAGAUACUUGAGCAUAAGUUCCUGUUGGAAUUUGGAUAUCAGUAUAAUAGCAUGGAUAGUGACAAACAGACCAUCCUUGAGAAAACUGGUGUCAUCAUCUCGCAUAUACCCAGAUGACGAAAACCAGAAACUCUUCCUGCAGCAAGGCUGUCUUGUCCUCAAGGAUCCAAACCCACCUUGA
This is a messenger RNA of Chenopodium quinoa (quinoa), 1734 nucleotides long. Its product is annotated as F-box/LRR-repeat protein 2-like. Gene Ontology annotation, cellular component: SCF ubiquitin ligase complex. Gene Ontology annotation, biological process: SCF-dependent proteasomal ubiquitin-dependent protein catabolic process. Bases 1 to 1734 code for a protein of 577 amino acids. The record is from RefSeq and is a predicted model, not a curated record. Lineage: Eukaryota; Viridiplantae; Streptophyta; Magnoliopsida; Caryophyllales; Amaranthaceae. The transcript has a single exon.